Messenger RNA from Ilex paraguariensis (yerba mate), 647 nucleotides. NCBI's taxonomy places the organism in Eukaryota, Viridiplantae, Streptophyta, Magnoliopsida, Aquifoliales, Aquifoliaceae. The record is from the annotation of a GenBank genome assembly.
CCACCACCAAGCCACCAACCUACGUCGACACCAACACAAACACGGACCUGAGAUUUCGACCCGGAUACACCUCUUACGAAGCAUACAUCCAACGGCAGCUCAACAAAACCCUAAACGAUAAACUCCGUCGAAUAUGGACCACCCGUGAUUGGGAGCGAAAGAUCCAAAUUUUCUCUAUCUUCUUCACGGAACUCAAACACAAAAACCUCCUCUCCAACUCCUCCAAAUCUCUCUCCAUCGGAGCUCGGGUCGGGCAAGAAGUCGAAGCACUGAAACGGAUCGGAGUAUCUGACUCAAUCGGCAUUGACCUGGUCCCAUACCCACCUCUCGUGAUACAUGGAGACUUUCAUCACCAGCCGUUCCAUAAUGAGACUUUCGAUUUUGAGUUCUCGAACGUGUUUGAUCAUGCUCUGUACCCAGAUAAAUUCGUUGGGGAGAUCGAACGGACUUUGAAGCCUGGUGGGGUUUGUGUUCUACACGUGGCAUUGUCGAGACGGUCCGAUAAGUAUUCAGCUAAUGACUUGUACAGUGUCGAACCGUUGAAGAAGUUGUUUCGCGGGUCUGAGUUACUUUAUGUGAGAACCGUUGAUGGGUUCGGGUUGGAUACUGAAGUGGUUUUCAGGAAACGGGUGACUUUACGAUCUUGA